AAACAAGACAUCUGUCCAUUUCGUCUGUCUGUCCUAACAUAAACAAAGCAUCGCGCUUUAUUUUGAAGAUGUUAUUUUAAUAGUAAUGAAAGGUGCCGCAUGUAAAAGUAUUUCAGCAUGUCUUACCCAUUGAAGUAUAAUGUUUCAAUCUCGAAUAAUGUGUUUCUCCAAAAGAAAAUUAUCUGCUUUUAUAUUUCAUGAAAUUGGCAUAAAAAAUACAUUACUGAAUUCAAAUCAGUUCUUAAAAAUGAAAAGAAGUUUGCAUUUUUGUCCUGCUCAUCUAUGCAGCUCCAUACCAUCUACAAUUGCAGGAAAUAAAUUAUUUUGUGAUACUUCUCAAGCUUGUUUAGCAGAAAAUCAUCCCUUGUACAGACUAUAUCCUUCUGUAGAUCAAGCUUUUUUCUUUGGUGAUUUAUCAGAAUCUGAUUUAAGUUUAAUUUCUGAGAGAUUUGCAUUAAAGGGUUUGAAUAUUCAGUAUUUUCAUAAAUACAAUAUCAAGAUUUCAUCUGAUAUGAAAACUGUGUUAUUUCCAUUUGAUUCUUUAAGCAGAGAAUUUUCAGCUAUUCAGUCCAUAUCUUAUAAAAAUGAUGAUGAGGGAAAAAGAGUUGUAUCUGAUAUUACCCCCAAGUUAAAUGAUCCAGUGCUUUUUGGUUGGUCUUUAGUUGGAAGUACUGAAAGAGUAGUAGUUGUAACAUCUGAUCCUCUUGAUGCUAUUGCUGUAAACCAAGAAACUGAUUUACCUGUGAUUUCAUUGCCAUAUAAUUUCAAAAAUUUCUCUCCAGAUAUACUUUCUGCAUUAAAGCCAUUUGCUAAAGUUAUUUUCUGGUUGAAACCACAUUUACAUGACUGGGAAACACAUAAGAUUCUUGGAAAUCAUCUUGGUAAAAGUGCCUUUUUUAUUAGGCCAAGUGAUUUUCAGUGUGCAUUGUUAAGCCUCCAGAAUGAUUUUAAUUUAAGACAUAUUUUGCGAGAAGCUUAUCCAAUGCAUGAUGAAGAUUUAGAAACAUUUGAUUCUUAUGUAGGCGAAAUUCUUGAAGAAUUAAAAGGCUAUGAAAAAGCUGUUGGUUUGAAGUGGAAAAGAUUUUUCGUUUUAAAUGAACUUUUGAAAGGUCAUCGUAGAGGUGAACUGACAAUUUUUUCAGGUCAGACUGGUACUGGUAAAACUACAUUUAUGAGUGAAUAUUCUCUGGAUUUAUGUGCACAAGGACGUCCUACUUUAUGGGCAAGUUUUGAGAUUAGUAAUGUAAGAUUAAUGAAGACCAUGCUUUUACAAUAUUCAAGGUGCUCAUUGAGUGAAAAUAUUGAUGAAUUUGAUUACUGGUCUGAGGAGUUUCGUAAACUUCCAAUGUUCUUCCUUAAUUUUCAUGGCCCACGUUCUUUGAAAAAGAUAUUAAAGGCUAUGACUAAUGCUGUAAUUGUGUAUGAUGUCCAACAUGUCGUAGUAGAUAAUCUUCAAUUUAUGAUGAACAUGGAAGAUUAUAAUUCUUCAUUAGAUCAGUAUCGAAGGCAAGAUCAAAUAUAUUCAACAUUUCGAGAUUUUGCUUCUCGACUGAACUGCCAUGUAACUUUGGUGAUUCACCCACGCAAAGAACCAGAAUACUCAGAACUGAAUAAUACAUCAAUAUCAGGGACAGCAAAAGCAACUCAAGAAGCAGAUAAUAUUAUUAUAUUGCAAACUACUAAAAAUAGGCAGUAUUUGCAGGUAAUAAAAAAAUAGAUUUGAUGGUCAUAAAGGAUGUGUAGUUCUUGAGUUUGACAAAAGAACACAGACAUUUAGUAUGAAGAAAAUGAAUUCAAAGCAAGCAAAACAAACUUCAGAAAUUUUAUGACAUAUGAUAUGAUGAUAUGUGAUUUUAAUUUUUUUUCAAAUACAUUUAAUAUUAAGAAAAAUCGUAUGAUGUUAAUCAUUUUGUAUUAUGUUGCAUUUAUCAUUGUAAAAAAUGGAUUGUGCUUUUCAUGAAUAUGUAUAUACAUCAUAGUUGUCCUAUUUAAGGGCCCAGUUUAAAAAAAUGAAUCAAAUAAAAUAAGUUAAUAGCUUA
Stegodyphus dumicola is the source of this 2039-nucleotide messenger RNA. RefSeq names its product mitochondrial DNA helicase (gene mtDNA-helicase). Lineage: Eukaryota; Metazoa; Arthropoda; Arachnida; Araneae; Eresidae. The record is from RefSeq and is a predicted model, not a curated record. Gene Ontology annotation, biological process: mitochondrial DNA replication. Gene Ontology annotation, cellular component: mitochondrion. Gene Ontology annotation, molecular function: single-stranded DNA binding; ATP binding; 5'-3' DNA helicase activity.